Molecule: messenger RNA, 2126 nt
Organism: Aedes aegypti (yellow fever mosquito)
Lineage: Eukaryota; Metazoa; Arthropoda; Insecta; Diptera; Culicidae
Product: zinc finger protein 83
Exons: 2
Coding region: 133-2109 (658 amino acids)
Cellular component (GO): nucleus
Molecular function (GO): zinc ion binding
Source: RefSeq, a predicted model, not a curated record
UUGAGUGUUUGUUUAUGUUUAUAUCCUGUUUGUUCCACAUCGCAUCGAUUUUGAAAGAUUUACUCUAACGAUUAUUUAAAAAUUUUACCUCUUCCAGAAACCAAAAUGAAUUGAAACUAUCAAGGAAUCAGAAUGAAACUCGAUAAAAUCUGUCGCAUGUGCUCGUCGGAAAAGAUUCGCGUCCGGCCGAUUUUCAAGGCGUACAAACGAGAGCGGUUGCUCGCCAUCAUAGAGGAAGUCGUUCGGAUUGAGGUGGCCGAAGGCGAUGGCCUGCCGUGGAACAUUUGCAAACCAUGUGCCACCACCCUGAUUCGGAUUCAGGGUAAUUUGGACGAGUUCCGGGAAAACGAUCGCCAUUUGAGGAGUAAACUACUGGGAACGGCUGAUCCGAUUGCUAUUGGAAGCUCGAAGGAGGUUCUGAUUGAAGACGUGUCGCCAUCUACAGUUAUUCAUGAUGAAUAUCAAGAAUUGAAAGUAGAACUCACUCAGAAUGGCUCGGAUCACUGUAAAAAUGAAUCAGUAUCUAUUCUACAGGACACGAUUACGUUUAGAGAGCCUGAUCGCAGCAUUGGGACAAAAAAAGAGCCGAUCGUUGAUGAGAAUCGCUCAGAAGCAAUUAAAAUCGAGCUGAUCCACAUUGAGCUGGUAUCGACGGCCGAUGAUGAGGCGCAAAAAGAAAAACCAGAUCAUCACGAUAGUGAUGAUUUGGUUGAUAGCUACCAUUCUGAAACAAUAUCUGCUUCUCAGGAAGAUGACGAUUCCGGUUCAGACUAUGAUCCCAGCGAAAUCAAACCAAAGCCUACAUUGAAAGCCAUUCGUCCCAGUCGAAAACAGCUAGCGGCUCGAGCUAAAGCUUCAACUUCUGGAAAGAAGAAACCUUCCCGUAUGCCUAACUUUGAAGACGAUGAGCCCGAUCGCCCUAAAUUGAAUGAUCACAAAUGUUACAUAUGCCGCAGCCAGUCCCUAGGAUCGGCAAAAGCUUUACUGGAACACUUGACGACACAUGUCGAUCGUACCCCGUACACGUGCGUGGAAUGCACGAUGGAAACCGUGGUUGUGAAAAGUGUUCGCUCUCUAAACUACCAUUUAAAAAUGCAUGCUCAACCAAUGAAGUGCCAGUACUGUGAUCGACGAUACUGCGAUGAUCGCGCCAGAGAUUAUCAUGUGAAGUCUUUUCAUUUGGGUGAGAGCGCCCCUUGUCCAUCCAAAUGCAAUGAAUGCGGAAAAGUUUGCAAAUCAAUAUCGGCCCUCAAGAGCCAUAUGCGUGAUCAUCGAUUGAACUUGCCUUGUGAGCAUUGCGAUAAAAUAUUUCAUCGUAGGAGUAAACUGAAGGAUCAUAUAGCGAGGGUUCAUCAGAAAGCUCAGCGCUUUGAGUGCAAUCUAUGUAACCGAGUCGUGCAUUCGCUAGACAGCUACAACUCUCAUCUGAAAAUGCAUAUGAGCGAGAAAACCUACGAAUGUGAUCUCUGUCCAAUGAAGUUUUAUACGGCCGGUAAUCUAGGACUUCACAAAAAAAUUCACUUCACCAAUGCAAACUACAAGCCACAUAAAGACUGGAGUGGACACUACACCGUCAAUCAAGGACCGGGUCAAGACAAAGUUUACACGUGCAAACUGUGUGGGAAGUCGUACACUAAAACGGUGAUGAAGAUCAAUAAUCACCUGAAGAACCACUUCAAAGAUAUCAAGUGUGAUCGCUGUGAGCUAAAGUUUGUCAACGAAUCCCAGCUGAAGGCCCACUAUGUGGUCCAUACCGGAGUUCGACAGCACAAGUGCGAUUUCUGUGGGAAGGAUUUCCUGCACAAGAACAACCUUACCCAACAUUUGAAGCUGCAUCGGAACGAGCAGAACUACGCGUGCGAGUUCUGUGGCAAGCUGUUCACCUAUAAGGAGGGCAUGAAGGCUCACAUUCGCAAUCACCAUUUGCGCGAGAGCCCGUACGAGUGCACGCGGUGCCGGAAAAAGUUUGUAGACAACGCAUCACUAGAGAGACAUAUCACAGCACAACAUGAACCUCCGGCGCCCCAGGUGGAUCUCGGACCGCCACCGCUCAUGGGGACCGUGUCGGUGCCGCAGGUUCUGAAUAUCGAACCCAGUGCAAUAAACUAAAAUCCUUUAUGUUAGAA